UUAAAAACCAUAGAAUUGUAGAGUUGAAAAACACAACGGGGGUCAUCUAGUCCAACCCCCGCCAUGCAGGAAUCUUUUGCCCAACAUGGGGCUCAAACCCAGAACCCUGAGAUUAAUAAUCUACAGUAAUGAUUUACUGGUUUAUUACAAUUGCUGUUAUAUUUGUGGCCUCUCCUUCCUUGGAGGUUUUUUUAAGUAGAGGUUGGAUGGCCAUCUGUCAUGUGUGAUCUAGUUGAGAUUCCUGCAGUGCAGGGGGUUGAACUAGGUGACCCUGGGGCGUCCCUUCCAACUCUACAAUUCUACGAUCCUAUGAUUCAUUUAUAUUCUACAGUCCCCCAUACUGGGAGUCCAAGCGAUUUACACAAAUAAAAACAACGCGGGCAAAAGGCAGAAGGCUGAAAACGUAUUUUAAAUAGUACUUAAACUGUAAUAGAAUUAAAGCAAUAGAAAAACAGAUCUAUUAAAAGGCAGAUAGGAAAAGCAGUGCAGCACUAUUUAAAAUCCCGUUCCUUAAAAAAAAGAAAAAAAGCCAGGCCCCCAAAUCUGGUCGGAAUAAAACAGUCUCCACCUGCCAGCAAAAGGAGAGCAAGGAUGGAGCCAAUCUAGUUUCCCUAGGAAGGGACUUCCAAAGUCUGGGAGCAACCACUGAGAAGGCCCCGUAAAAAAAUUGCCUUACACGUAUACCAGUGCAUCUCAUUGUGCCGUCUAGCUUAUUAUUGACUGCAGAGAUUGGCAGCCGCACUCCUGAGUUGCAGGUAGGGACCAUUCUCAGCCAGACCUGGAGAAUCUGAUAGCAAGACUGAAGCUGGGACCUUCCCCACAAAAAAGCAGGUGCUCUCCCACCGUGGCCGCAUUCAAAGCACUUUUAUACCACUCUAACAAUUGUGGGGGAUCCUGGAGGCUGUAGUUUGUCGAGGAUCCUAAGAAUUGCAGCUCUGUUAGAGAUCAGCACCCUACGCAAACUACAGCUCCCAGGAUCCUUUGCAAGGCGGGGAAAGAAUACCGUGGCUGUUAAAGCGACACAGGAGUGCUUUAAAUGCACAGAGUGGGCGUGACCCGAGCUAUGUGGUUGUGUGAAUCGAGGCAGGCAGGCAGCGGCCCCAUCUCUUUUCCUCCACUGCUGCUGAACCUCAGAGGUAGGCAGGGGGGUGCCAUUUUUGCAACCUUCCCCUUUGCUUUACUGCCUCCCGGUGGCUCAUGGCUCCCCCUCGGAUCUGAGAGAUGCUUCCAUGUGUGGAAGCAUGUGCCUUGCACACAAGGAGGUUUCGCGCUACCCUCUCAUUCCCAGAUGCAGAUGAUAAAUGUGGGCAAGCAGAAGUGGCAGGGAGUUCCUGCUUUUUGCCCUUGAGCCGCAGCCUUGCGCACCCCCCCUCCUCUCUUUACCCCCUUCCUCAUGCUCCUGCCCUCCUCUGGCUGCCAUGCCUCUCUCAUUCCAGCAUUUUGCAAGGCUUUUUAAAGGAGAAAACGGCUAGCUUUGCCUGGUAUCCAACAUAAAAAGCACAGGCUGAAAUGUGCAGGGUCGCUUUAAUUGUUCAGUUCUCUCCCCCCCACCCCCACCCCCUUUCUUCCUAUAGACCAGCAGAGGCAGAAAAAUGUUGCGAUCCAGCAAAGUGCAGAGGCAGGCAGUAUCGUAUAGGGAAAGGAGGGAUAAUCUGCUGUGCCACGGAAUGCAAAUUUGCAAGGAGUUAGCUUCACGAAUCCUGGCACCUUUGGGCUUGGGAAGCUGUUUUCUAAAGACCUCUGUGGACAAAGCAUCAUCUCUCCCCCUCUGUAAAACUGCAUUUGAGGCUUGCCUUUCUGCAAUCUGACGGGUCCGUUCUCUUUUUCCCACCCAUCUGCCGCUCUCCAAUUGGAAUCGAGUUGGGGGGGGGGGGAGAAAGGAGGAGAAGAGAUGCCCAGGCUUGAUUGAUAUUAAUAUUGAAGCUGGGACCACGAGCUACUCCCUUGCCUGGCCACCUGGGUGCAAACUGUCACCAGAGAAACAAGUGUUGCUCUCUGGAGCCUUUAAGGGGAAGCAGAUCAGCAAAGGGGAGAGAGACCAGUUCCUGCCUUUUGGCUCUACAGCAUCUCCCUUUAAAGUUGCAGCCUAGAAAGUCCACCGGCAGCGAUGUCCAGGAACGGCUACUUCUUCGAAGAAACAGGCUACCUUAAGUGUGAUACGGACGAUGGCUGUGAGAACAAAGAAGAAGUCGGGGGUGAAGAACUUUUUGACACCGUAAAUUCCUCAAUCGUCUCCGGGGACAGCAUCAGGUUCUUUGUGAAUGUCAACUUGGAUGUACAGCAGAAUGUUACAGCAGAAAGCGAAGGUGCUGGGUGCGUUUUAUUACACACAUCAAGAAAAUACCUAAAGUUAAAGAAUUUCGAGGAAGAAGUCCGAGCUCACCGCGACCUCGACGGGUUCCUGGCCAGGGCCAGCAUCAUCCUGGACGAGACGGCAACCUCCCUGGACGACGUCCUGCGGGAGAUGCUGAAACAUUUUGCGGAGGACUCUGACAACGCGGAGCCCAGCUGCAACUUUGACAAAAUCAUGAGCACUUUAUUCACCGAUUCGGGGGCCCCCAGAGAAGGGAAUGUUCACCUCUUGUCAGAUACAAUUCAGGGCGUCACAGCGACAGUCACUGGGGUACAGUAUCAACAGUCCUGGCUUUGUAUCAUUUGCACUAUAAAAUCCCUUCAGCGUCGCCAUGUUUGCAUCAGCCGCCUCGAAAGGCCUCAGAACUGGGGGGAGAACUCCUGCGAAGUGCGAUUCGUCAUUCUGGUCCUUGCUCCUCCGAAAAUGAAAAGUACCAAAACUGCAACCGAAGUGGGCCGGACGUUUGCCACAAUGUUCUCAGAUAUAACCUUCCGGCAGAAGCUUCUAGAAACGAAAACAGAGGAAGAGUUCAAGGAGGCUUUGGUUCACCAACGUCAUCUGCUGACUGUCGUGAACCAGAGGCCAUCGGCAAUGGCCGACGGGCACAUAGCACACAACCACAAGCCCCUCAAGCUCCACGAGUUCUUCAAUGUUGGCAAGGGGAUUUUUGAUGACAUCGCACGAAGGUUUCCAGUGUAUGCUCUGGACUUUACUGACGGCAUCAUUGGCAACAACAAAGCCAUAGGGAAAUACAUCACCACCAUGAUCUUUCUGUACUUCGCCUGCCUCCUGCCUUCCAUCGCUUUUGGCUCCCUCAAUGACGAAAACACGGACGGGGUCAUUGAUGUGCAGAAAACCAUUGUUGGCCAGUGCAUUGGUGGUCUGCUUUAUGCGCUCUUCUCAGGCCAGCCGCUUGUGGUGCUGUUGACGACAGCUCCUUUAGCGCUCUACAUCAACGUGAUCAAAGGGAUCUGCACUGACUACAACUUGGAAUUCCGCGCUUUCUACGCCUGGGUGGGGCUCUGGAACAGUUUCUUCCUGAUGCUCUACUCCCUUUUCAAUUUCAGUCUUGUAAUGAAACUCUUUAAAAGGUCGACGGAAGAAAUCAUUGCACUUUUUAUCUCCAUCACAUUUGUCCUUGAUGCUCUCAAGGGCAUAACGAAAGUUUUUACAAAGUACUACCAUUUUCCAAGAGUGCACAGCACACCCAUUGAUAACACCACCUUCUUCUUGAACAUGUCAGCUGAGCGCUCGGCGCUGGGGAACCAGACGGACGCCCCCCCUGCCGCUACGCAGUAUGGGCGAGAGACGGCCGUUCUUAGUCUCAUGCUGAUGCUGGGAACCCUUUGGCUCGGUCACACGCUGUAUCAGUUUAAGAAAAGCCCUUAUUUGCACGCCAGAGUCCGCGAAAUCCUGUCCGACUGUGCCUUGCCCAUUUCUGUCCUAACCUUUUCCGCCGUGGGGUCUUACUUCUUCAAGGAAAUAACAAUGUCUAAGUUUAAUUACAACCCAUCGGAGAGCUUGUUCGUGUUGGCCCCCCUCCUAGAUCUCUCCAUUGGGUCCGUUAUGAGUGCGAUGGGCCUGGGGUUCCUGCUCUCCAUGCUUUUCUUCAUCGAGCAAAAUAUAGUGGCAUCACUCACAAACGCCCCGGAAAACAGGUUAGUGAAGGGAACAGCUUAUCACUGGGACCUCCUCCUUGUGGCUCUGAUCAACACAGGGCUCUCCAUCUUUGGGCUGCCGUGGAUCCACGCUGCGUUCCCCCACUCGCCGAUGCAUGUCCGAGCCCUGGCCUACGUGGAGGAGAGGGUGGAGAACGGGCACAUCUACGAGACGAUCGUGAGCGUGAAGGAGACCCGGCUGACCACUCUGGUAGCCAACUUCCUGGUGGGCCUCUCCCUGCUGCUCCUGCCUUUCCCGCUGCAGCUGAUCCCAAAGCCCGUCCUCUACGGCCUGUUCCUCUACAUCGCCCUGACCUCCAUCGACGGGAACCAGCUCUUUGAGAGGGUGGCCCUCCUGCUGAAAGAGCAGACGGCCUACCCUCCGACGCAUUACAUCCGCCGUGUGCCCCAGAGGAAGAUCCACUACUUCACGGGUCUGCAGGUCCUCCAGCUCCUCAUCCUUUGUGGUUUUGGAAUGUCUCCGCUGCCCUACAUGAAGAUGAUCUUCCCCCUCAUCAUGAUCGGAAUGGUCCCUAUCAGGUAUAACUUGCUUCCAAGGAUCAUUGAAGCGAAGUACUUAGAUGCAAUGGAUGCUGAGCACUAGGGGAAGAAGCAGCCUUGUUUCCCUUGCAUCGGCCAGCAGGCUUCUCUCUUUUUCAAACGGAAAGGAAGCCGGAGUCUGGCUGGGCGGCUCGUCGGAAGUUUGGUUUGGUCCCCGAACCUCUCAUGACUUGAUUUUUGUACUCGUGCACAAUUGACUACCCAAAGGCAUGUUGCUAGAGACCAACCAAGUGCCCAGAUUUCAGGG
Messenger RNA from Zootoca vivipara (common lizard), 4819 nucleotides. Lineage: Eukaryota; Metazoa; Chordata; Lepidosauria; Squamata; Lacertidae. The record is from RefSeq and is a predicted model, not a curated record.